AUGGGCAAGCCCAAAAAGCACACAGAUGCUGGCGCUUCGGACAAGAAGCGCAAGGCCCAGGAUGAGCCCGAGGUAGACCACCCCCUUCUCAAUGUUCGAAUGGCCACCUGCACGACAUGCAACCAGAACACGCACGGCUACGAGAAGCACGCGCCAGAGGGCGUCAAGCAGCCACUGUGGUGGCCAAAAGGUGAAAAAUGCGCAAAGACAGGUCUACUGACUCCCAUGGGACAUGAGUGCGGCAAUUGCUUGUACACCAGGAAGAGGUACUACCCGACGGGCACCACCCAGGCCACCGUGAACGGUAUGAUCGAGGCUGGCGGCGAGGCGUCCGAGCGUCAUGAGCGGCUUCGCCAGGACAAGGCCUCAGGAGAGUGCAAGUACGUGAAGACCGAGGCCGCCAACACCAAAGUGAAGACCGUUAUCCAGAGUGAGCAGUUCAGCGAGGGGUUCGAGGAGGGCCACGCCAUCGAGCUCAAAUCCUUUGCGAGAGAACGAAACCUCUCCUUCCCUACUGAGCAGAUGCUGGUCGAUUACAUCACGGGUUCCUUGGGGAUGGAGGUAGAGAUGGGCAAGAAGGGCGUGCUUGUUGUCAACGUCCCCGACAUGCCGCAUGGGGCCCAGUACAAGUGCAGGAAGGGCGUCAAGGACUCGGCGAAGAAGAUCGUGGAGGAGAAGCACGACGACGAGGAGUCGGCACAGGUCUUGUGGAACAGGAAGUUCAAGUCCAGAGAUUACGAGAACGCGCUCGCGAAGCUGGCGGCCAGGGCGACAAAGGUGGCAGCGAUCGCUGACGAUGUUGAGGCGGCGGAGACAGCAGAGAAGCUAUUCAAGUUGAGUGUGGAACUUACUACUCAGAAGAAAGCAAUCGACGCUUUCAGGCAGAAUCCGCAAGACUACGUGGAGAAGCUGGACUCAUUACCAUGCGACUUCAUCGACAUCUUCGGCAAGUGUUCUGAGACCGUUCGGGUCAACAUGCUAUCGGCGACUUCGUUCACUCUUUUGGGCCUUGGUGGUGAUGGUUGCGAGGUGAUGGCCUUGAAGGUGGCGAAGCUCAUGGAGGUCAAGGGCAUGUUCUCCGUGGGUGCCCUGAAGGCCAGCGGCUGCGACGAUCGCUUUGUGUCGAGCUGCCAACAGAAUCUCGUUCAGGGCUUCAUCGAUAAGGUGGUCAAGAAGAGGCGCGAGGACUUCGUCAAGAUCAUGUCGUGCUGCUCUGCUGUGAUUGGCAAGGCCCAAUGGAAGCUUCCCCAGGUCAACUUGGCGGAGCUCGACCUGGACAACACCAUGAUCGACGAGACCACUGGGUGGAAUUCUCAGUGCGCUGCGGACUUGUACGCGCUGGAGUACUUCGGGAGGGUCUUGGCGCAAGACGCCGACGAUAGACUGCCCAGAGACCUUCGCAUCGAGGGCGUUGCACUCCGAUCCCGUGUGUCGAAGUUGAGCGCUCGCCUCCGUUGCCUCACUCGCGUGUCGGGUGGAUCGUCCAGCAUGGCUAAGAUCGCCUGGGAGAUGAUUCCUGACAUCGGGACGGGGGACUCCUGCAGGCGUCUUGAUACUGAGGUCGUCGACGAGGAUACAGACAGCCAGCAAGCUGUUGAGUGCACCUUCGGCCUGCUCCAGGAGAUCGCGGGGUCAGAAUCGGUGAAGACGUUCGCCAAUUUCCUCAACGGCAUCGGCGACGAGAACGACAGCGAGAUCGAGCAGCUGAUCAAUUUGAGGGACGACUUGGUGAAGAACCUCUUCAGUGGCCUAUCUUUGAUCACGUUGUACUCUGGCGGACUCCAGCAACUGGCGAGCACUAUCUACUGCGAUGGCAUUGGCAAUGGAGGCGCAAGCAAGGAAGCCUUAGAACAAAUGGACUCUGAUGCCGAUAUCUUCCGUGUACUUGCAUCUGUGGCGUCUACUUUGAUGAUGUUCGAGCUCUCUUCUGUCUACAGGGCCAUUGUGAAAGAAACCAAUGAUCGAUGCCUCCUCGCCGUGAAGGUGACCGAGACCAAGGUGAUGUCUGCGAAGAAGUGUGACGAGUCGAUUCUGACCCACUGGUCGGAGAUCUGGGAGGCAGAGGCGUCCAUCAAGAGCGCGACGAGGGUGACCGACGACAAACAGAUAUCUUCUUUCCAGUUGAUAUGCGAUGUUCUUUCAGCUCUCUCGGCGGAGAACUUGAUCAUUUCAGUUGUGAAGGCGAUUGUUGGCUCACCUGGGUGCCAGCUUGUCACCCAGAACUUCAUUGCAGUAGUCAGCGAGCUCGUCGGUUGUUUACCUGCUCAAGUGAAGGUGCUGGUCGACUCGGCUAAGGCAUUCAAAACCAUCAGGCAGAGUGCAGAACAGCUGGUUGCGGGAAAGAGCAUCGGUUGCAUGCAGAGCACCGCGGCGUUGACCCUCAUCCAAUCGUUGGUCGAGCCAGUUUCUACCAUGGCCGAGAUCCCUGGCUGGAAGAGGGCGUUGAAGGAGGAGUGGGCCACCGCGUUCCAGGGCGUCGCGGGGCAGCUCGAUAUCAUCCAGGUAGAGGGCUUCAUCAAGAAGUACAGGGACGAGGAGAAGGUGAUUGGCCUCGUCGACGCGUGGAGCUUCGAUGCAAACAUGUGGCUGGCAUCCAGCACCAGAGACGACAAGCGCACUGCAGAGUUCAAGCUGACCGAGUCCUACAUCAUCGGCCUCCCCCCAGCAGCUCGCGUUAUCGAGGAGCUGUCGAAGGUGGUGGGGUCCCUGCAGUGGAUCUCGGACGUGGAGAGCGCGUUGCUUCGCGCCCUGAUCGAGAAGCUUCCUGAGAUCAAGAUCUUGGUUCGCGAAGCAGCAGUGCUGAUGGCAACGAUGAUGUUGGCGAACAGCUUACUGACCAAAAAAGCCGUGCCCACUACAAAGAAGUACGCCGCCGACAAGCUAUCGGUCAGGGUUGCCGACUUGCCGAACUCGUUGCAAGUGAAGCUCAACGACUUCGAAGCUGGCCUCGAGGAGGAGAACGGUGGCCCUCACGCUCACGCGGGCCCAGACAGUACCACGGGCUCGCCAACGGUCGAAUCCAAGUCGACCGAGGUGGCAUCAGCAGACAAGAGCUCGAAACCGUCGAAGCCACUUUUGAAGCUCAAGAUUGCGCCAGUCAGCGCGAAGUAGUUUUCCACCGCAGUUAGUUCGUAU
Messenger RNA from Prorocentrum cordatum, 3135 nucleotides. The record is from the annotation of a GenBank genome assembly. NCBI's taxonomy places the organism in Eukaryota, Dinophyceae, Prorocentrales, Prorocentraceae.